AACCCCACACAACGGCCGACCCCACGGCCACAGAGGCGCAAACAAGUCUCUUCAAUUCCAUAUCUCCACCACCCGAUACGUCAAACCCUUCUGCGUCCUCCUCCUCUAGUUGAGGAAUCUUAUAAGCUGUUCUCUUUUGAUCACCACUUGCUUUCCUCGAUCGUUCGCCUCCGGCGGUUGGACCUUUGGGGAGGGGGAAGGGGGGAUUCUUAACCACCCCUUGAUCCGUCUAUAUUUUCCUUCGGACCUUGGGUGUUCGUCCCGAUUGCGAUGGCUGCUCCACCUGCAAGAGCUCGAGUCGACUACGAUUACCUCAUCAAACUUCUCCUGAUCGGCGACAGCGGUGUUGGGAAGAGUUGUCUCCUUUUGCGUUUCUCUGAUGGCUCGUUUACGACAAGUUUCAUUACUACUAUUGGUAUUGAUUUUAAGAUAAGAACUAUUGAGCUGGAUGGCAAGCGAAUUAAACUUCAAAUUUGGGAUACUGCUGGUCAGGAGCGCUUUCGAACUAUAACAACCGCUUACUAUAGAGGUGCCAUGGGAAUUUUGCUUGUUUAUGAUGUCACUGACGAGUCGUCCUUUAACAACAUAAGGAAUUGGAUCUGCAACAUUGAACAACAUGCUUCUGAUAAUGUCAACAAGAUUCUUGUUGGUAACAAGGCUGACAUGGAUGAAAGCAAACGGGCUGUGCCGACCGCAAAGGGACAAGCACUGGCUGAUGAAUAUGGAAUCAAGUUUUUUGAAACAAGUGCAAAGACAAACCUAAAUGUGGAGCAGGUCUUUUUUUCGAUAGCUAGAGACAUCAAGCAAAGACUUGCAGAAACUGAUACCAAAGCUGAGGAUCGGACGAUCAAGAUUAACAAACCGGACCAGGCAGCUGCCGAGGGUACCGCAGCAGCGAAAUCAGCAUGCUGUGGGUCUUGAGAAAGCGAUCGGAGAGGUGGUGGAUGGAUUGGAUGUAUCAUCUGGGAACUAAUUUGCUUAUGGUACUUCACUGAUGCUAGGAAUAUAAUGAACAUAUGGUGGGUGAUUGUAAUUUUAAUCCUCCCAUGUGUUUUUCAUACGUUGGUUCUUAGAGACUGGCGAAGUAAUCUGACAUUUAUUUCCUUUUGGGAUUGGAACUCCUUACAUUGCAUGCCAUAUGUUCUUAUGACGACAGUAAUUUGGGUUCUACCAGAACGGGGGAUGUAAUUAUAUUGUUCGUCUUUGGCAGCUCAUACAUUCUACUA
Messenger RNA from Musa acuminata AAA Group (dessert banana), 1226 nucleotides. Its product is annotated as ras-related protein RABE1c-like. Gene Ontology annotation, molecular function: GTP binding; GTPase activity. Gene Ontology annotation, biological process: regulation of exocytosis; protein secretion. The record is from RefSeq and is a predicted model, not a curated record. Lineage: Eukaryota; Viridiplantae; Streptophyta; Magnoliopsida; Zingiberales; Musaceae. Bases 271 to 921 code for a protein of 216 amino acids. Gene Ontology annotation, cellular component: plasma membrane; intracellular membrane-bounded organelle. The transcript has 8 exons.